GGGAGGUUCAGGUCGCCAGAAGUCAUUACACAAUACUAGCCAACUGUAUAAAAGGCCAAAACUAGACAGAAAAGCAGAGGAUCUCUGUGAGCUGCUCUCUUCUUUUGGUAACAAGCAUGUUGCUGUACAUCGUGGCCCUCAGUCUCGUGGCUUUGUCCUGGGCACAGGACUGCCAGGUGGCCAACAUCCAGGUCAUGCAGAACUUUGACAGGAACAGGUAUGCAGGGACAUGGUAUGCCGUAGGAAAGAAGGACCCAGAGGGUUUGUUCUUACUUGACAACGUCAUGGCCCAGUUUGUCGUCUCAGACGAUGGUAAAAUGACCGCUACUGCUAGGGGCAGAGUCAUUAUCCUCAACAAUUGGGAAAUGUGUGCUGACAUGUUGGCCACCUUUGAGGAAACCCCUGACCCUGCCAAGUUAAGGAUGAAGUACUGGGGAGUAGCAUCCUACCUGCAGACUGGAAAUGAUGACCACUGGGUGAUCGACACCGACUACGAUAACUACGCCAUCCACUACUCAUGCAGACUACUAGACACUGACGGCACUUGCUUAGACAGUUACUCCUUCAUAUUCUCCCGUCAUCCGACCGGCCUGAGGCCAGAGGACCAGCCCAUUGUCACCCAGAAGAAGAUGGAGCUCUGUCUGCUGGGCAAAUACAGACGUGUUUCACACACUGGAUUCUGCGAGGCCAGCAGAUCUCUCGAUAUACAGUGAUACUUUUUUUUUUUGAAGCAGCCACCUGUGGGACUAUGUGCCCCUCUGCUGGUCUUGGACUCAAUCACAUCAGAGUUUCUCUUCUUUGUCUCCUCUACUGUCUCUGUGUAUCUCAAUAGAGGAAGUAGCCCAUUCUCCUUUAAAAAAUAAACUUGUAUUUAAAUGACUAUACUUUAAAUGAAAAGGAAAAAUGACUGUUGAUGGCGGUCCUUCCCAAAUUUCUCGGACUUUUAACAACUUAGUCUCAGGCUCAACAUUUGUCACAUGUUGGGUUUUUAUUUUUUUUGUAUAGGAACUUAAAUGUAGUGUGAAACAACCUUCCUCAGGGAAACCAGUGGAACGUGCUCUCUGGUUCCAGUGAGAAAAACCAGAUCACUGAAAAACAACCUUUUGGAACUUUUCAGGCCAAUGUGACAAAUAAUCAGUUGUGAAAAUCACAUUUGAAUGAAGCUGAACUCUCAGCAUUCCUGCAGCUCUCAACCAUAGCGCCAUGUUUACUAAAAAAAAAAAAAACACAGGUUAACAAGUCACUGGCUUUAAUUUUACACUGAACGAUGCAUAGUAUCUUGUAGCAAAAAAGUAGAUACUGUUAAUAAACCUUAAUACAUACAUAUUAAGUUGUGCUAUAUAGGCAUAGUAGUUUGGUUGUUUCCUGACUGUAUGAUGUAUACUUCUUGAUCCAGUUUUUGAAAUAAAACAUUCAUACCA
Messenger RNA from Seriola aureovittata, 1421 nucleotides. RefSeq names its product retinol binding protein 4, plasma (gene rbp4). Gene Ontology annotation, molecular function: retinol transmembrane transporter activity; retinol binding. The record is from RefSeq and is a predicted model, not a curated record. The coding region runs from base 117 to 713 and encodes 198 amino acids. The transcript has 6 exons. Gene Ontology annotation, biological process: retinol transport. Lineage: Eukaryota; Metazoa; Chordata; Actinopteri; Carangiformes; Carangidae.